This is a messenger RNA of Solanum pennellii, 1104 nucleotides long. RefSeq names its product L-ascorbate peroxidase 1, cytosolic-like. NCBI's taxonomy places the organism in Eukaryota, Viridiplantae, Streptophyta, Magnoliopsida, Solanales, Solanaceae. The record is from RefSeq and is a predicted model, not a curated record. The transcript has 10 exons. Gene Ontology annotation, biological process: hydrogen peroxide catabolic process; response to reactive oxygen species; cellular response to oxidative stress. Gene Ontology annotation, molecular function: heme binding; peroxidase activity. The coding region runs from base 159 to 911 and encodes 250 amino acids.
UCACCUACUAGAACCUUCUCUUUCUUCGAAAAAAAAACCCUUAUAUCUCCCCCUUUUGGCUUAAUUCAGUACUCAUUUCAUUUCAGUGCUUGUGCUCUGCUCGUGCCAUUCGUUUAACCUUAUCGCAUUUCCAUUUCUGCUUCUUCAGAACAAUUACUAUGGGUAAGUGCUAUCCCACUGUGAGCGAGGAGUACCUCAAGGCUGUUGACAAAUGUAAAAGGAAACUCAGAGGACUCAUUGCUGAGAAGAAUUGUGCUCCUAUUAUGCUCCGUCUUGCAUGGCACUCUGCUGGUACCUAUGAUGUGUGUUCCAAAACUGGUGGUCCUUUUGGUACCAUGAGGUUCAAAGCGGAGCUAGCACAUGGUGCAAACAAUGGUCUUGAUAUUGCUCUCAGACUCUUGGAGCCCAUUAGGGAGCAGUUUCCCACCCUCUCCCAUGCUGAUUUCCAUCAGUUGGCUGGUGUUGUUGCUGUUGAAGUUACUGGAGGACCUGAUGUUCCCUUUCACCCUGGCAGAGAGGACAAGCCAGAGCCACCAGUGGAAGGUCGCUUGCCGGAUGCCACCAAGGGCUGUGACCACUUGAGAGACGUGUUCAAGAAACAAAUGGGUCUUUCUGACCAGGAUAUUGUUGCACUCUCUGGUGCCCAUACCUUGGGAAGAUGCCACAAGGAGCGUUCUGGUUUUGAGGGACCUUGGACUGCCAAUCCCCUUAUCUUUGACAAUUCAUACUUCACGGAGCUCUUGAGUGGGGAAAAAGAAGGGCUCUUACAGUUGCCGUCAGACAAGGCUCUCCUUUGUGAUCCUGCUUUCCGUCCCCUUGUUGAGAAAUAUGCUGCGGAUGAAGAUGCCUUCUUUGCUGACUAUGCUGAGGCACACUUGAAGCUUUCUGAAUUGGGAUUUGCUGAAGCUUAAGAUGCUGAUUGGAAGAGCUGGGAGUGGUGGCAUAUUUUUGUUAAUGGUUUAUUUCUGAAAAGCUUGCUGGAGCUGUUGUUUUUGCUGCUCUUUAUAUAUCAUGAUUUAAAUUUGGCAGCUACACUAGACGAUGAUAUUGUGACACUCUUCCAGCUUAUUAAUAAAUUUCUAGUAUUUUGUUUUUGUGGUUUCA